AUGCAUACCCCAAAGAUUAUACUGUCCUUGUGCCUCACCAUCGGUAUGGCUGCGGCUUUGCCUGCGGUGGGAUCUACCAGCAAGUUAGACGGUGACUUGUACAACUACAAACGGGGUACUAGUGAGCUUGACGGAGAUCUCUACAACUAUAGAAAGCGCAACAACGCUGAGCUUGAUGGUGAUCUUUACAACUACAGGCGCAGCAAGGCUGAACUUGAUGGAGACUUGUAUAAUUACAAGCGUGAUGAUGCUGAGCUUGAUGGUGAUCUCUACAAUUACUAA
This is a messenger RNA of Aspergillus welwitschiae, 282 nucleotides long. RefSeq lists its product as uncharacterized. The record is from RefSeq and is a predicted model, not a curated record. Bases 1 to 282 code for a protein of 93 amino acids. NCBI's taxonomy places the organism in Eukaryota, Fungi, Ascomycota, Eurotiomycetes, Eurotiales, Aspergillaceae. The transcript is spliced from 2 exons.